UUGAGUCUCCUGUCUCCGUCUCUUCUCUCCAUGCACGACCGUGGCCGUGACCUAGAGAAGGCUGCUUCGUUGCCUUCCUUACUCAGCAAUUUUUCUAGUGAAGAUCAACAGCAUUGGAUGAAUUUAAUAAUGGAAGCAGCUGGUAUUAAUGAGCAAGUUGAAAAAAUUGAAAAUGGAAAAUUUGAUGAGGAAGAAAAUAAUAAUAAAUUUUUUGGGAAUAAAAAAGAUGGACUUAAACAACAAAAUAUUUUACCUUCUGAAAGGGGAUUGCUUUUUAAAAAAGCUCGUUCACUCUACGAAAAAGAUGUAUGCUAA
Molecule: messenger RNA, 315 nt
Organism: Meloidogyne enterolobii
Lineage: Eukaryota; Metazoa; Nematoda; Chromadorea; Rhabditida; Meloidogynidae
Source: the annotation of a GenBank genome assembly